CAACUCACUGGCUCAGUUUCCGGCACUGCUCGUCACAGACUGUUGGAAAUGCGUCUCCUAGCCACUGGCCGAGCUCUGCGCGCCAGCAGUAGCAGGUGGGCCAUCGCCUCUUCCCGGAGGAAUCUCCGCAUUCCGCUCUCGCACCUCCCGGAGCCGUUGACCAUCAAGCGGCGCGAAUGGAGUUCCACAGCUGUUCGCCGGACAGGCGCAAGCGCUACCGAUGCCACCAAAGCUUCCAUCGCCGGUGCUUCUACGGUGCGACCUUCGGCCACUGACAAGCAAUCGUACAAGUCCGAUGAAUGGACAAACACAACCGAUACUAUUCUCUCGCACGUCGGUCGUCGGCUUUACCUGGAUGAGAACCACCCUCUAGCCAUCACGCGCCAGCUGAUCGAGAGUCAAUUCCCCCGGCCCACCUACGGAAACUACACGGAGGAGAAUCCCGUCGUGACCACGGCCCAGAACUUCGACGUCCUCGGUUUCCCCGCGGACCAUCCGGGUCGCAGCCGCACCGACACUUACUACCUCAACGAGAAGCUGGUGCUACGGACGCAUACGAGCGCCCACCAGCAGGCGUAUUUCCAGCAAAUCAGCCGCAACGAGCGCACCCGCCCGGAGGAAGUGGGCUACACGGUCGUGGCGGACGUGUACCGGAGGGAUGCGAUCGACCGCAGCCAUUACCCGGUCUUCCACCAGAUGGAGGGCGCGAUGCUGUGGAAGCGGCCCGAUACCGAGCCGCUGAAGCAUGCCGGCGAGACGGCGGCGAAUAUCCGCGAGGACGUCGGCCGCAUCCCUGCUCACGACGUGGUCGUCGAGGACCCCAACCCCACCAUCCACCCGGAGCGCAACCCGCUCCAGGCAGAGUUCCACAGUGCCGAGGAGGUCGAGGAGGUCGCCGCGCACCUCAAGCGCUCGCUGGAGCGCAUGGUCAUCAAGAUCUUCACCGAGGCCAGCAAGGCCGCUGCGGGCUCCCAGGAGGAGACCGAGCCCCUGAAGGUCCGCUGGGUGGAGGCCUACUUCCCCUUCACCAGCCCCUCAUGGGAGCUGGAGGUGUUCUGGCAGGGCGACUGGCUGGAGGUGUUGGGCUGUGGCGUCAUCAAGCAGGAGCUGCUGAACAACUCGGACGUGCCGAACCGCAUGGGCUGGGCCUUUGGCAUCGGCCUCGAGCGCAUCGCCAUGCUUCUCUUCAAUAUCCCCGACAUCCGCCUCUUCUGGUCCCGUGACGAGCGCUUCCUGUCCCAGUUCAAGGCCGGCCAGAUCACCCGCUUCAAGCCCUUCUCCAAGUACCCCGCUUGCUACAAGGAUGUGGCCUUCUGGCUGCCCUCGGGCGCUGCCAGUGGCGGUAGUGCGGCCGGCGGCGCCAAGCCCGUCCACGAGAAUGAUAUCAUGGAGAUUGUUCGUGGGGUUGCGGGGGAUCUGGUCGAGGAUGUGCGCCUGGUUGAUGAGUUUACCCACCCCAAGACGAAGCGCAAGAGCAUGUGCUACCGCAUCAACUACCGGAGUCUGGAGCGUACUCUCACCAACACAGAGGCAAAUGACCUACAUGAUGAACUGCGCCAGAAGCUGGUCGAUUUGUUGAAUGUUGAGUUGCGGUAGCUUGUGCCUCUCUGUACACAAGGAGAGAGACUUUUGGUAUGUAUAGUACUGGAUGCCUGAUGACGGCAGGGCAAUGGAUACGUGUAUGAUAGUUUGUAAGUAAGUUCUUGGCCCCAAAGGAUUGUAACCUCUCUCUUCCCUCAUAGGUGUGAGAUUCCAGGUUGAGGAUCCGGUGAUAGCACUUGACGGUAAAAGUAUGGUGUCUUGCGGCUGCUCAGUGGUUGAAUGAGCGCGCCUGCAGGGGAGGUAUGCAAUGUGACGUAGCAGUUCGAUUGCAGCUCAGCUCAGCUGGGUAGAUACGGGGAAGGAUGGAUGCGCUCAUUAGAGGGUCGGUUUGCGGUUCGUGAUUAAUUGAUUUCUGUUUGAUUGCUCUUCUUAUCUUCAUCUCAUUCCG
Molecule: messenger RNA, 1990 nt
Organism: Aspergillus homomorphus CBS 101889
Lineage: Eukaryota; Fungi; Ascomycota; Eurotiomycetes; Eurotiales; Aspergillaceae
Product: phenylalanine--tRNA ligase
Exons: 1
Coding region: 49-1596 (515 amino acids)
Biological process (GO): phenylalanyl-tRNA aminoacylation
Cellular component (GO): mitochondrion; cytoplasm
Molecular function (GO): ATP binding; phenylalanine-tRNA ligase activity; tRNA binding
Source: RefSeq, a predicted model, not a curated record